AUGGUGUACACGUCUGUUUCUCUGGCUUCUGUUGCCAUCUCUUUACUUGCACUGAGCGAUGCCAAAGCCAUCAGCACCACCCCCAGCUCCUCAUAUUCGAUUGCUUCAUCGACAGACUCGUCGGUACAACCUACCUCGACUCACCCUACCUGUCCUGAAGCCAACAACAACAUUUUCAUCGCCAAGAGCGGUGCCACCUUUGUCGUCGAAUGUGGAAUUGACUAUGCGGGCGGUGACUUGAAGUCUGUCAACAUUGCCAGUAACAGAAUCGGCGACUGCAUCGAUGCAUGCGAUGCUACUGAGGGGUGUAUCGAUAUCAGCAUGUCUGGUACUGCCUGUUACAUGAAGUCGAAGCUCAACAAGCCCCUCGCCAACAAGGGUAUCAGAGGUGCACGCAAGAUUAAGGAUGCACCUCUGAGUUCGUCUACCAGUUCUUCGUCCAGCACUUCGCACAGUACAUCUUUCAGCACUUCGCACAGCGUCAGCCAUAGUGUGACCCAGGCUCCCACCUUUUCGGAGCCUACUGCCUCUACGGCGCCGGCAACUACUUCUCUUCCAACCGUCAACAAGGGCACCGAAUACAUCAACUACACCAACGUUGCCGGCUACUUCCUCCAGGAUCUCGAUAGCACCGUUCCCAGCACAUUUGACUACACUUACUCGACCGACACAAGCUCCAAUUCAGGACUCACCCAAUGGCAGCGCUUCAACUCCCUCCUGAAGAACCUGAACAACGAUGCUCCCAAGAACGUCGCUUACAAACUACUCUUCAUAGGCCGCCACGGCGAGGGCUACCACAACGCCGCACAGACUUACUACGGCACACCCGCCUGGAACUGCUACUGGAGCCAGCAAACCGGCAACAGCACCAACAGCUGGCAAGACGCUGAUCUGACUCCCAAUGGUAUUGCUCAAGCACUCAAGGCAAACACCUUCUGGGCCCACGAGAUUUCUGCUCAAAAGAUCCAGACGCCAGAGAGUUUCUAUGUAUCUCCUCUCACCCGCUGCUUGAAGACUGCAAACUACACUUUCAGCGGUUUGGGACUGCAGAACUUUGUGCCCGAAGUCAAGGAAUUGAUUCGUGAGGGAAUCAGCACGCAUACCUGUGAUCACCGCAGCAACGAAACUUAUAUCAAGUCUCUCUUCCCCACCUGGAAAAUCGAAUCCACAUUUACCGAAACCGAUGAACUCUGGAAUGGCAUCACCGAAGAAUCUUCUUCAGCCCAAGACUACAGGUCCAAGAUUGCGCUUGACGACAUCUUCUCUGCUGAUGACGCUUCAGUGAUUUCGAUUACCACGCAUAGUGGAGAGACGAGCAGUUUGCUCAGAGUGCUGGGACACCGAUCUUUUAGUCUGGUUACUGGCGCUGUCAUUCCGGUGUUUGUCAAGGCUGAGACGGUCAAGGUUGCAUCUGGUGCAACUACCACUACUGUUCCUUGGGACGCCGGUGCUUGGUGUACUAAUGGCCCUCCUCUGGCUAGCAAUACUGCUUGUGUGUGCAGUGAUGGUGUUGCUCCUGUCGCUACUACUGUUUCUGCCAUCUGA
Molecule: messenger RNA, 1545 nt
Organism: Aureobasidium uvarum
Lineage: Eukaryota; Fungi; Ascomycota; Dothideomycetes; Dothideales; Saccotheciaceae
Source: the annotation of a GenBank genome assembly